ACGACAAUCGUUUGGUCACUCACACGCUGCGCUAAGUUGUGGAACCAGCAGUGAAGAGUAAAGUUAUCGCGUAUAUUAGCAAUAAUUUUUAUACAGUGAAAGUCUAAAUUCACACGAAAUGGCCGCACGCAUUAUGAAUUUGCCGAAACACGGCCUCUGCAGUCUGGUGAGAACAAGCGCUCUCACACGCCAUUAUGCCGGCAGCACCGGCACAGCGACGCCACCACAAUUCACCACACUGAGCGUCGAUGAUAAGACCGGCAUCGCUAUGCUCACACUCAAAAGACCGCCAGCGAAUGCGCUCAACGCCGCCUUCAUGGGCGAAAUAGCGCGCUCCAUUAAAGACUUGGAGAAAUCGAAAUGUCGCGGCCUCAUACUCACCUCGUCGUCGGAGCGCAUUUUCUGCGCUGGACUCGAUCUGAAAGAAUGCUACCAAGCAGAGACGUCGCAUCUGCAGGGCAUUUGGGUUGCUUUGCAAAAUCUCUGGCACACGCUCUACUCGACGCCGCUCAUCACUGUCGCGCUAAUUAACGGGCAUACAGUGGCAGGCGGUGGCAUGCUAGCGCUGAGCAGCGAAUAUCGCAUUAUGCUGCCAAAUUUUAAGAUCGGCAUCAACGAAACUAUGGUGGGACUGGCGGUGCCGAUGUGGUUGAUAGACACCUACCUCAAUGUUGUACCCAACAGGCGCAUCGCCGAAUUGGAUCUAACAGCUAGUCGUAUCUAUAACAGUGAAGGCGCAGUGAAAGCAGGUCUAGUUGAUGAGUUGGCAGCUAGCAAGGCGCAAGGUUUGGAGAGAGCUGUCGAAUUCAUCAGCAGCUAUCCAAAGCACUCGCUGGUGGCGCGUGCGAUCACCAAACGCCAAUUUCGCGCGAAAGAUUUAAAGAACUUUCAGGAUAAUCGUCAGCAUGACUUGGAAAUAUUUCUGAGCAACAUACAGAAGCCUCAAGUGCAGUCGUAUCUAGGAGAAUAUUUGGAGAGUUUGAAAAAGAAGGCGUAGAUAAGCAAAAGGUCCAAAUGGAAAACAACAUUUUGUGUUCAGCGUGAAAAGUGACUCGCAACUAAGAUUUAUAUCGAAAAAGGUGAAGGAGGUAGUUUUGAAUGACUAUACUGUUAUGCUAUAUAUUAUUUGAGAAAUAUAUGUAUAUAUGCUAAAAAUUUAUGUUACAAAAGUUAAAUAUUUAUUUUUAAUUUUAAAUUAGAAAUUUUAUUCCGGAUUGUCGCGACCUCUUUCUAUACAUUAGGCCCAAAUAGCAACUGCUGUUAUCUUUGUAAAGUUUAAUAUAUAAAUAAAAAAAUAUGCUGAAUCUGUGAUGAAAUCUUUA
This is a messenger RNA of Bactrocera neohumeralis, 1322 nucleotides long. Its product is annotated as enoyl-CoA delta isomerase 1, mitochondrial-like. The record is from RefSeq and is a predicted model, not a curated record. Gene Ontology annotation, molecular function: enoyl-CoA hydratase activity. The coding region runs from base 119 to 997 and encodes 292 amino acids. NCBI's taxonomy places the organism in Eukaryota, Metazoa, Arthropoda, Insecta, Diptera, Tephritidae. The transcript has 2 exons. Gene Ontology annotation, biological process: fatty acid beta-oxidation. Gene Ontology annotation, cellular component: mitochondrion.